Molecule: messenger RNA, 1810 nt
Organism: Capsicum annuum
Lineage: Eukaryota; Viridiplantae; Streptophyta; Magnoliopsida; Solanales; Solanaceae
Product: staphylococcal-like nuclease CAN2
Exons: 9
Coding region: 541-1524 (327 amino acids)
Biological process (GO): tRNA aminoacylation for protein translation
Cellular component (GO): cytoplasm
Molecular function (GO): nuclease activity; ATP binding; nucleic acid binding
Source: RefSeq, a predicted model, not a curated record
AACCAAACUUAAAAAAAUACGCGCAUAAUUGACACGGAAUGUAGCAAGGCACAGUACCGUUGAGGCGUUGACGCAGAGCCGGGGGCCACAUCAGAUUGAAGUGUAGAUACUACGUAUCCUUAAACCAAUUAAAACACAAUACGUUAUGAAAGAUUCCUUACCAUUCUUCUUCUUUUUCUAACCUAAAAGCUUAAUCCCUCUUCUCCCCUAACAUCACACAUUCUCGGUUAAAAAAAGAAUGAUUUAUUUUUUUUAAUUCGUUUGAAAAAAGAAUAUUAUUUUUUUUGAAAUAUUUUAAUUUCAACUUUUCACCUAGUAUAUUUAAGAUAAUAAAAUUAAAGAAUAUUUUGAUAUAUUUGACAUAAUUUUAAUUUAAUGUAUUUAAUUUUUUUAUUUUAUUUUGUUAAAUUUUAUGUCAAGUUAGAAGUGAAAAUAGAUGUUCUUUUUGAUACUGAGGAAGUAAUAAAUAAUAAUCUUGAAUCGGCUUCUUCUUCCUUUUACCUUUCUGCUUGGAGACGAUAAUAAUUUUAGAUCCAGAGAAUGGGAAAUGCUCUAAGAUUCUUGUAUGGUCAUUGCUGCAAACCUUCAACAGACACUGAUUAUCAGCCCGGUGUUUCAGCUUUAGCACACGAUCUCUACAACUUUGAAAUCACCUCCCAGGUUCCUCAAGGACUGAGUAAGCAUGUUGUAUCAUCCAAGAAAGCUCAAGCUAACUGGUAUAAGAAACUUUCAGACGCAUGGAGAGAAACAAAGCCUCCCCCUAAAACGCCUGAAGAAGCUUCAAGGCUGGUCAUCCAGACCUUGAAGAGACAUCAGAAAGCAGAUGUUGAGGGGUUACUGGCUUUCUAUGGACUGCCUCUUCCUCACUCCCUAGUAGAACUAACUAGUGAUGGCGCUCCUCCAUCACACCCACAAGGACUCAAGUUUGAAUUGCAUACUCUCCCUGUGGAUGCGAAGGCUGUGGCAGACGGAGAUACAGUAACUGUAUAUGUCAGUACAACAGAUCCUGGAGAGUCAUCGUGUCUCCCCAGAGAUGUGCAAGCUGCGGCAAUUGAAAGAUCAAAAGCAAGGGCUCAGAAGAAUUAUCAAAAAGCAGAUGAACUGCACAAACAGAUCAUAGAUUCAGGAUACAGGGUGAUACCAGUGAACCAUGAAGAAGUUCUUGCUCGAAAAUAUAGGAUCAGAUUAAGGGGGAUAGAUGCACCAGAAAGUGCAAUGCCAUAUGGUAAAGAGGCGAAGGAAGAACUGACUAAAGUUGUCCAGGGUAAGAGUUUAAGAGUCUUCGUUUUUGACCAGGAUCGUUAUGGCCGCUGUGUAGGGGACAUAUACUGCAAUGGCAUAUUUGCACAGGAAGUGAUGUUGAAGAAAGGUUUGGCCUGGCACUAUGCCACAUAUGACAAGCGACCAGAGUUUGAAAAGUGGGAGAAAGAAGCUCGAGCAAAACGAAUUGGCUUGUGGGCGGCCAGAAAUCCUGAAAUGCCAUGGGAGUGGAGAAAACAGAAACGUGAAAACCAAUGUUCAUGAAUAACAACUAAUUCAACAGAGCCAUGGUUUUCCUGAAAAAUAAUUGCUCCAACACCUAAGGCAAAAGCAUGAGGAAGCUACAGUAACAUUAUAUUCAAUUGUCAAACCAGAUUAAAUUGUGUUGAUAUAGAUUAGGAGGUGCAAUGAAGAAGCCACAUCUCCUAGUAAUUUAACUCCAAGGAAGCAAAAAUCAGUGUGUAAUUGUGCAUUCCUUGUUGUAUAUGUAUAUUUCCUUAUCAGGUGCUUGUUUCUAUGUCUAUUAGCAUCAAAACUUUUCCUUUCCCUA